This is a messenger RNA of Octopus sinensis (East Asian common octopus), 300 nucleotides long. RefSeq lists its product as uncharacterized. NCBI's taxonomy places the organism in Eukaryota, Metazoa, Mollusca, Cephalopoda, Octopoda, Octopodidae. The record is from RefSeq and is a predicted model, not a curated record. The transcript has 5 exons. Bases 1 to 300 code for a protein of 99 amino acids.
AUGUCCACACCUGAUGACACACCAAAACCCGGUCUCGGAUCAUUGUAUACCCGGUGGGGCAGAACAACUUGUCCUCCUUAUUCAAAACUUGUAUAUGAAGGUGUUGUUGGUGGACAACAUUAUACCCAUACUGGUGGCGGAAGUAAUCUCUUGUGUCUACCCAACGAUCCCAUUUGGGCCAAUUAUACGACUGAAGUUGAAGAAGGUGGUUACAUUUAUGGCAGUGAAUAUGAAAUAUCCCACUACUCAAAUAAACUCUUUUCUUUUUAUUUUAUCCAACUAAUAUAUGUCGUUAAAUAA